Molecule: messenger RNA, 612 nt
Organism: Mycosarcoma maydis (corn smut)
Lineage: Eukaryota; Fungi; Basidiomycota; Ustilaginomycetes; Ustilaginales
Exons: 1
Coding region: 1-612 (203 amino acids)
Source: RefSeq, a predicted model, not a curated record
AUGAAGCUGUCAAUCAAGGAACUCGUGCUUGCCCCGCUGCUCACGCUGCUGUUUUGCAUGCUCGCCAACGUGUCUUCGGCGCCGCUUCCACCUCGACGUCAGAUCAACUAUCCAGCUCCGCUCUACCGAAAUGCGCCGCGACCCGUGGAGUUCUCCAGCAGCCCUACUCAAUACGAACGGCUCUACCGUUCGAUCGUGGAGCCUCUUGAACUUUACCUUGACUCGCCACACGAAUACGCUAACGUUUACGGCGUUCAUGGCAACACGCCUAUCAACCACUAUGACAUUGAAAACUAUGUGCAUGCGGUGAACAAUCAUCCGGCGUACAUCUCGCCUCGCUCGCACCGUCAACUGGAUGGAGCUGUCAACCAGAUGGUUGAGCUGUUGGCACGUCAUGAUGCUCCUACGCCGAUCGAGCAGCGCCGAUUCCUGGCAAAGUUCGAGGACGUCGCUCGCCAGGCAACCACCGACAUUCAGACCGCACUCCACCCGGAAAAUGCGGCUGCACAACAUGCAGUUGCGGUCGAACAACUGCUGAACAAGUACAAAACCAUGUCCGACUGGCUCAAGACCAACAACAAUAUCGACAAGUUGACCAACCAGAUUGGAUGA